Leguminivora glycinivorella is the source of this 4543-nucleotide messenger RNA. RefSeq names its product WD repeat-containing protein 48 homolog. NCBI's taxonomy places the organism in Eukaryota, Metazoa, Arthropoda, Insecta, Lepidoptera, Tortricidae. Gene Ontology annotation, biological process: double-strand break repair via homologous recombination; protein deubiquitination. The record is from RefSeq and is a predicted model, not a curated record. Gene Ontology annotation, molecular function: ubiquitin binding.
UUGACAGUUAUGGCGUACAGUUGGUAUUGAUUUGCCAUAUAAAUUGAUACAGUUCGAUAUCGCCAGGAUGGGAUUCCCGCCUAACUACUUAACGUACGAGGGUGGACACAGUUUUGUCUCCCGUCUGUGGGGGCCCUUAGUAAGUGCGAUAGGGACGGCCAGAUGUUUUAUCAUUUAUCGCGCGACCAUAAUUGCCUGCCUGGAAAUCUGAACGCAACAUUUUAUGAACGCUACGUUAAUCUCAUUUAUAUGAAAUGUGAAUUUUGAUUAGACGCCUAAAAAUCAACCAAUCCCGUUAAGGCGCCGCGAUUAUGUUUGUAAUUGAGAACUAUUACGACUUGUCAAACAGUACCGAUCAUUGUAAACUGGUUUCCAAGUAGAAAUUUCGCUUAUAAUUUCGACUAUCAAUAAACGAAGUAUAUUAUAAAAAUGUCGGAAAAUGGCCUCGACGAUGCGUAAGAAAACUCAAGUAUCUUUCGUAAUCCGCGACGAGGAAGAACGCCGUCAUAAAAAUGGCGUUAGUUCACUGCAAUUGGACCCAAUACAAGGCAGACUAUAUUCCGCAGGCCGAGAUGGGAUCAUUAGAGUAUGGAAUACGGCUACGGGUGUCCAGGAUAGAUAUAUACAAAGCAUGGAACAUCACACAGACUGGGUGAACGACAUAGUUCUAUGCUGCGGCGGCAAAAACCUUAUAAGUGCAUCUUCUGACACCACCGUCAAAGUAUGGAACGCGCCGAAAGGAUUUUGCAUGUCUACUUUACGUACUCACAAAGAUUACGUACGCACACUAGCUUACGCUAAAGAGAAAGAACAAGUAGCCAGCGCCGGCUUAGACCGUGCAAUCUUCCUUUGGGAUGUCAACACAUUGACAGCUUUAACUGCAAGCAAUAACACAGUGACAACUUCUAGUCUCGUCGGUAAUAAGGAGUCUAUAUACAGUCUAGCUAUGAAUCCACCUGGCACAGUCUUAGUAAGUGGUUCAACUGAAAAAGUACUCAGAGUUUGGGACCCUAGAAACUGUGCAAGGCUUAUGAAACUAAAAGGACAUUCGGACAAUGUUAAGGCACUGGUUGUGAGCAGAGAUGGUCAGCAGUGUGUAUCAGGCAGCUCUGACGGUACAAUAAAAUUGUGGUCUCUAGGACAGCAGAGGUGUGUAUCUACAAUUAGAGUUCAUACAGAAGCAGUAUGGGCACUUUUGGCUACUGAAAACUUUACACAUAUUAUCUCAGGAGGCAGAGACAAACUAGUCAUUAUAACGGAGCUGCGGAAUCCUGAUAAUUCAAUAAUAGUCUGUGAAGAAACUGCACCCAUUCUGAAAUUGUGUUUUACUGCUGACCAGCAAGGUGUUUGGGUGUCUACUUCAGAAUCUGACAUUCGGUGUUGGAAACUGCCACCAUUAUCUAAUAUAAACUCGGACAUGUAUAAUCAGAACAAUUAUAAUCCUAACAAUGUAUAUCAGACUCAGCCCACCACAAGUAUACCCGGAGGGCCAGCAAUAAGACACUAUAAAGUAUUAAAUGACAAACGCCACAUAUUAACGAAAGACACUGCAAACAAUGUGGCUCUGUAUGAUGUGCUAAAAGCAUGUAAGCUAGAAGACUUAGGUGAAGUAGAUUUUGAAGAAGAAGUGAAAAAACGUUUUAAAAUGGUUUAUGUCCCAAACUGGUUCAACGUUGAUUUGAAGACUGGUAUGUUAACUAUUCAUUUAGGACAGGAUGAGACAGAUUGCCUCAGUGCUUGGGUGAGUGCGGAAGCCGGACUGACAACAGAGUUGGACCAGAAAGUCAAUUUUGGUGCAUUACUGUUGCAAGCUUUGUUGGAGCACUGGAAUCAUCCAAGCAGGGUGUCUGACGCUGGACAAAAAGUGAUUGGGAACAAUUUUUUCAGUGUGCCAUUGCACACACCAUUAAUAUUUAGUGAAGUUGGAGGCAGAACACUUUAUAGGCUACAGGUCGGUGAUGCAGGUGGUGAGACAGAAGGCAACUUACUAAACGAGACGGUACCAGUAUGGGUGGUGGAUGUAGCCAUAGAGAUGGCUGCGCCGAAGCUAAACAAGCUGCCUUUUUACCUGCUGCCCCAUGCUAGCUGUCAGACUAAACAAGACCGGCAGAAAAAGGACCGAUUAGUGGCGAAUGACUUCAUCCAAUGCCGGAAGGUAGCGGAGCAUGUUGUGGAGAAGAUCGUCGGCGGUGGCGACGGCGGGUCACCGCGCGCCGCGCGCGAACCCGCGCCGGAGCCCCAAGACCGAGUAGAGUUGCUUUGCGCAGACCAGGUACUGGACCCGAACAUGGACUUACGUACAGUGAGGCACUUCAUAUGGAAAUCUAACGUGGAAUUCACUCUGCACUACAGAGUUUUGAAGCAAUGAUUCAGCUAGUACAGUGGCUGGUGAUAUAAUAUGUAAAGAGAACCAUAGAUUAUCUGGGUACCUAGCCAACGUCAGAAUCGCUUACCGUUAUCGUACCCAGCUCUAUUGCUCUUCCGUGUUGGCGCGACAGAGCCCGUUUCGAUCGCCACAGCGUCAACAAUUGUCACUUUUGCUAGGCCAGCAGUUAAUUGGCACUGUUACCUUUUGCGAUUAAAUGACAGGCCAACAUCGGGUGAUCUGUCUGUCAUUGACAUGAGCCGCAGUCUUGCAGAUAUAUGACGGUCAGUAUUAUUUGUCUUUUGGACGCUCGAGACACGGCCCCUUAAGCCCCAUUAAUGGUUCAAGAACUGAAUGCCAUUUUCGUUACAUCGCGGUUUGAUUAAGCAAUUGAAUUCUUGUUACUUUGUAGUUAGAAAUUACCCGAAUAUUGCAUAAAGGUCUUGGACCAUCUUAAUGGGGCUUGUUCAACACAGCCAUAUUUUGCUAAAUGAAUAUAUUAUGCCAUGUUCUCGAGUAAAACCACAUUGCAGCUUACUAUAAAUACUUAGCUUUCGAAAUUUACUCUUCACCAAACAAACAACAUGUUAUAAUAAUGGCUAAGGCUAAGACCGUUUUCACAUUAUCCGAUCCGAUAUCGGAUGUCGGAAGGAUUUCAAUAGAAAAAAUCCAAGAUGGCGCCAGUAAUAUAUGGGAUAUCGGUCCGACAUCCGAUAUCGGAUCGGAUAAUGUGAAAACGCACUAAGGGCUCUCUAACAUGUUGUUCUUAUCGCAAACAACAUGUUAGAGAGUCCUUAUUAUACAGUGUGGUGACUUUGCUUGAGAACGGCACACAGAUAAUACUGGUCAGGAUUUACUAUGGGACCAGCACCGAAGUAGAAAAAAAAAUAUAGCUUUUCAUACUUUUUGACUUUUCAUUACAUGUCGUCGUUUAUAUGUUAAAGAAACCAAAAAUCCUCAAUUGCCUACUGGUCCUAUAGUACAAAUUGCUCAGUAGACUAGCUUCUUUUCACCUUGCAGAAGUUGGCUGAGGCCUGAAGUACUCUGGUAUUAAACAAAGUUGACGAACUUACUUAAAAAUAUAAUAUUUGAAAUAGGUAUAUAAAACUAAGUUGAUUGUGCCAGCCGUGUUGUGUUGUGGCUACUUUCGUAAGGGUGCGUCCACAGGAAUUCGGCUAUUUUGAUGACAUCUUUCACUAUCGAAGCAAAAUUAAAGAGACGCCUUCACGAAUAGCCGGGUUCAAAUUGACCAAGCAGCCUCGCGCGAAAAUCGUGUGCGCAAAGCUACUCCGCAAGAUGACGGCUCUCAGUCAGGUGUUCAGAAUAGGUCUGCACACGUGCAGGCAUUCCCUCGCGAAGCUGCUCGGGCAGUGUGGACCCGGGUAAUGUUCGUUCGUGUGAACGCAGCAUAAUGUUACGACCGUUUGUCAUAUCAUGAAGGGCUCAAAUAGAAAGCCCAGAGUGGUUCCUACUUUUGCUAGAUUUCUAGCCCAUCUUGACUGAUCUUCAAAUUCUUGACACUUUAUGUUUAAUUGAAGAUUCCUGGUUGGAUAUUUCUAUCAACUAUUUCAAGAGUUUUCAUAUGUGUAUUUAAGACUGUGAUUCGUCACUGAAAAACCACAUACGGUUUAUUUUUGAGAAGAGACGCCACUAGUAACUGGAAUAGCCUAUAGUAAUCUACCCUUCAUUGUAUCUUCUUGCAUUCAUUGUACAAAAAAUCGUGUAUGGAUAUGUGUGUGUGCGUCAAAAUGAGAAUGUGUUAAUUUGUAUUCAUGUGCGUGUGUUUCGACACAGAUAUUUUUAUAAAGUGUGGGUAAUCUUCUGCAGUGUUACUUUGUCUCGCCGCAUAAUUCGACUACCAUUUUUGUACGACAUAUCUAAGGCUAUUUCAGUUGCUGUAUGUUCUUACUUAAAUAUUUCUAGUGCCGUAGCCGAAAGGCAUUUCUGCGUCGCAAAACGAAAAGGUAACGCCGCGAAAGGUAUACCUAGUCUGGCUCUGUCGCGCCAAUACGCAAGAGCGAUAGAGAUAGAUAUCUACGAGCGUUUCGUUUCGUUAGCGUUUGUGCCAUUCGGCUACGUACCCUGGUGUUACAGUAAUGUUAGGUACACUGAAGGACUUUACUUGCUGAGCCAUUAAGAGGUCACAAUAAUUUUGUUAGUUCGUAGUUAAGAUAUGAC